AUGGCUGCGGGAUACGAUUCUUUAUCUUCACACGACGGUGGAGAGUCGUCAAACAAGCCUUUGUCUGCUAUCGAUCGUGCCAAGUCUUGGUGGAAAGGUGGUGAAGAGAGCCAACCUCUUCUUGGCUCACGACACGUGACAAACGAUCAAGGAUCAGCCAAGCAAUCGACUGCCAAGAAGGUCGCCUUGUAUGGUGGUAUCCUUGCAGCAUGUAUAGCAUUGGCUGGUUCAGCUGCUUGGUUGUUGCUGGAAGAGCAUGAAGCAUCCUUACCAUCCACCGUUCCCAAGAUGAAUGAGAUUGAGAAGGUCAUGUACGACCUACCAGUGGCUGAGAACAUGCGUGAAUACCUACGACACUAUACCUCUGAGGCACAUCUUGCUGGUUCAGAAGGUGACAAACGCCUUGCUGAAUGGACCCGCGACAAGUUUAUCGAGUUUGGCAUCACCAAUUCAUCCCUUGAGACAUACUAUCCUUUGCUCAACUACCCUGUCAAACACCGCUUUGGUAUCGUAUCCGGCCCUGAAGAAUUCCAAUACGAAGCUACCCUCACAGAAGAUGUGGUGGAUGAGGAUGAGACAAGUCAUACGCCCGAUGUUGUGCCUUCAUUCCAUGGCUAUUCCAAAAAUGGUACAGCGCGGGGUCCCGUUGUUUAUGCCAAUUAUGGUCGUGUGGAAGAUUUCCAAUAUCUUGUGGAUCAAGGUAUCGAGCUGAAUGGUACCAUUGCUUUGGUGCGCUAUGGUGGCGCUGUUCGUGGCUUAAAGAUUCGUGCUGCAGCACUAUUUGGUUGCGUUGGCACAUUGAUUUAUUCGGAUCCUCUUGACGACGGCCCGAUUGACAAAGAAGGCUAUCCUCACGUCAACCCUGCUAAAUCUUAUCCCGAAGGCCCAUGGCGGCCCGAGAGCUCUGUUCAACGUGGAUCUGUUUCUUACAUCUCCUUUGCCUCAGGUGACGCAUUGACUCCUGGCUAUGCUGCUACAAAGGAUGCACCACGUCUCAAGCAAGAAGAUUUGAAUAGCUUACCUAGCAUCCCUUCUUUGCCACUUUCUUAUCGUGAUGCACUUCCAUUGCUUAAGGCUACUCAAGGUCGCGGUGUCCAAAAUGGUGACUGGGCUGGUGGUCUUGAAGACGUUGGAUACUUCUCAGGUCCCACUGAAGGUGAAGCUAUUCUUGAAAACAUUGUCGACUACAAGGUUACUCCCAUUUGGAAUGUGAUUGGCACCAUCGAAGGCUCUGUAGAGCCUGAUCGUGUGGUUGUAUUGGGUAACCAUCGUGACGCUUGGGUGUAUGGUGCUGUGGAUCCCAACUCUGGAUCUGCAACUAUGCUUGAACUUGCUCGCUCUUUUGGUGAAUUGCUCAAGACGGGAUGGAGACCUGCACGCACUAUCGUGUUGGCUUCAUGGGAUGGCGAGGAGUAUGGUUUGAUUGGCAGUACUGAGCACACCGAGGAUCAUAAGGAAUGGCUAUCCAAGAAUGGCGUAGCAUACAUCAACGUGGAUGUUGCUGUUUCUGGACCCAACUUUGGCGCAGGUGCCUCACCCUCUUUGAACCAGCUCCUUUAUGAUGUAACAUCCUUGGUAGAAGAUCCACGUACUGGUGGCAAUGUUUAUGAUGCUUGGCAUAAGUUUACCAACUUUACGGUGGAACCCGCAGCAAAGCCUUUUGUGAACGACCUUGGCUCUGGUUCUGAUUUUGUUGGCUUCCUUAACUACAUUGGCAUGGCUUCUAUUAGCAUCGACUUUUCUGGAGACUACGGCGUCUACCAUUCUGUAUAUGAUAGCUUCCACUGGAUGGAAAAGUUUGGUGAUCCCGGUUUCCUUUAUCAUCAAACAAUGUGCCGAAUUUGGGGUCUUAUGGCAUUGCGCUUGGCUGAUAGCCCUAUCCUUCCCAUCCAUCCCGCUGAUUACGCCGAGGCACUUUCUGGUUACGUGGAUGUCAUUUCAUCUUACGCAGUAGAUGCUGUUACCAAGAACAAGAUCGAGAUUGAUGACGAACAGCAACGUUUCCCCGUUCUUUCAGCAGCAAUCGACAAGCUCAGUGACAUUGCUACCAAGUUUGAAAAGAAGCUACAAUCGCUUGAGAUGCAAGUGCACGAUUACUCUCAUUUGGAUAGCGUUCCUCAAUCAUUGUUAAGACGCCUCCGCAAGAUCAAUGAGCAAUUAAUGUACUUUGAGCGUGGCUUGUUGGAUCCUGAAGGUAUCCAAGAACGCACUUGGUUCAAGCACAUUGUAUAUGCACCUGGCUAUUGGACUGGAUACUCAUCACAAGUCUUCCCUGCUAUCGCUGAUGCGCUGGAUGCCGGCGACGCAAAGAUGACCACCCAUAAAGAAGGUCGCGCCGCUUUGUGUGUUCAAGAGGCAGCAAACACCUUGGCUUAA
Molecule: messenger RNA, 2376 nt
Organism: Lichtheimia ornata
Lineage: Eukaryota; Fungi; Mucoromycota; Mucoromycetes; Mucorales; Lichtheimiaceae
Exons: 8
Coding region: 1-2376 (791 amino acids)
Molecular function (GO): carboxypeptidase activity
Source: RefSeq, a predicted model, not a curated record